This is a messenger RNA of Musa acuminata AAA Group (dessert banana), 486 nucleotides long. Its product is annotated as RING-H2 finger protein ATL39-like. NCBI's taxonomy places the organism in Eukaryota, Viridiplantae, Streptophyta, Magnoliopsida, Zingiberales, Musaceae. The record is from RefSeq and is a predicted model, not a curated record. The coding region runs from base 1 to 486 and encodes 161 amino acids. The transcript has a single exon.
AUGUCCAACACCGGGAUGUUCCUGCGAGACAACAGCGGCAGCAUCAUCUUCAGCCUCUGCAUGAUCGUCUGCGUCCUCUACUGCCUCAUAUGCAGCAGAUGCCGUCGCCACCGCAACCGCGCCGAUCGGCCGCCGCAGGUUGCUCUUGCCAUGUCCGCCGGCGGAGCUGCGACCCGCGACGAGCCUCUCGAUGCCGGUCUCAGCCAGUUGGCCAUCGACGCGCUGCCGGCCUUCGCACACCAUGUGGAUUGCAAAGACACCUGCCCCACGACCCACUGUGCGGUCUGCUUGAAUCCGGUGAUGGAAGGGGAGAUGGUGAGGCUGCUGCCCGGCUGCAGACAUGCCUUCCACGUCGAGUGCAUCGACAUGUGGUUGCACUCACACUCGCUGUGCCCGCUAUGCCGGGCCGAAGCCAAGCCACCGGCGCCAGCCGAGAAGGUGGAAUUGCGCAGAGAUCCCGGCCCUCAGCCUCUGCCGAUGGUGUAG